GAACAAUCGUUUUGCUACCAGACCCCGGCGACAGCAUUCUUGCCCUACACAAUCCCCUCAUGCUUCGCUUCAACGGUCGAACCGCCACAGUGAUUGCCUACCCGACAUAACUUUUGCCGGAGAUGGCGAGCAUCGAUCGCUACAGGCCCCCCCGCGAGGGCUACCAGCCGCCUACCCUACCCGCCGGCGGAAACCGCCAUGAGCGGCCAUCGCGAUCGCCGCCUCGCCCGCGAGAAGUCCCGCCCGCCGCUCCCACUCCGCCGCAACACAGCUCCCGUACUUCGCCUCCGCGCUCGAGCGCACUGUCCGGUCCACAGUCGCCCGCGCAGUCAGGUCGACAGACGCCCCUCACCGGGGUGAACCAGUGGUCGUUCUCCUGGGACGAGGUGCACAGCACUCCGAGCAUCGUCGAUGGAAUAGCGCCCACUGAGGAGAGGCUCCGGCGGGCCAAGGGCGUCAAUUUUAUCUACCAGGCGGGCGUCAUGCUGGACCUGCCGCAAAUCACACUGUGGGUAGCGAGCGUCUUCUUCCACCGCUUCUUCAUGCGCUUUAGCAUGGUCGAAGAGAAGGGUGGCAUUCAUCAUUACAACAUUGCUGCUACGGCGCUGUUUCUCGCCAACAAGGUGGAGGAGAACUGUCGCAAGACCAAGGACAUCAUCAUCGCCGUUGCCAAGGUCGCCCAGAAGAACACCAAGCUCAUCAUCGACGAACAGAGCAAAGAGUAUUGGCGAUGGAGAGAUAGCAUACUCACGUACGAGGAGAUUAUGCUCGAGCAGCUCACCUUUGACCUCAUGGUCGACAACCCCUACAGAAACCUCUUCGAGCUGCUAGGACAGCUAGACAUUGUUCACAACAAAACUUUGAGGCAAUCAGCCUGGGCUUUCUGUAACGACGCCGGCCUGACCGCACUGCCUCUGCUCAUCGAGGCAAGAGACGUGGCCAUUUGCGCAAUCUUCUUCGCCAGCAUUCACGCCAAGGAGCAGAUUGACGACAUCAACGGGGAGCCGUGGUGGAAGUAUUUGAACGUCAACGAGACCCGCUGCGCAAGAUCGAUUGAGGUGAUGAGGCAGUUUUACACCGAGAAUCCGCUUAGAAAGCAGAACCCGUCGCUGCCGUCACCCGCCUUUGAUCUUGAGGUCACGAGACGACGCGCCGACACACUCCUGAGUCAGCCCGAGACGCUGUCAUCAGCGGGCACGCCCAUGGACAUGGAUCGAGCCAGCCGCAGCCCGAUGGCCAAGACCAAUGGUGGCACUGAUCGAGGCUCCGACAACAGAGACAGAGGGUUGGAGCCUGGAUCCCAGCCGCGGCUGGCAGGCAGUGACUACGCCCCCAGAUCACCCGCCAAGAGAAAAGAGCCUGACGUGGAGUCUGGUGGUGAAAACGAUCGGGCUGAGAAGCGUGCACGUGUCUCUGAGGACGAGGGCGAGCUGGUCGAGGACUGAAGAAAUGACCCGGCGAUUCAGGAAGGACUGUGCACAUGACGAAACGGCUAGGCGUUAAAAGGUGUUUUGCUCUGCGGUCGGCUUCCUUUUGAGUCGCCAAUCCUUUGUCGAAAGGAGCAAGCACAAGGCAGACCGUGGUCUUUUUUUUUUUUGGCAUGGUAGCGUCGCGAACGCAAUGGCGUCCGGGGCCAGGGUUUCAUGAGGGCCAAACGACGUAGCUGCCUUUGUAUAUCAGGAAGGCGAGAACGCGUUGGAACCAGCGAUGGUCCGUCAGCAUGAAAAUGCAUGACGAAUUUCAAUAACCAUGAUUUACGGCCCUUGUCGUGCUGCCCCUGCUUGCCCCAAGUCCUCCUGUCCCAAGCUGCCAUGGUCUCGUAAUGCAGCCCUUUGUACGAG
Molecule: messenger RNA, 1841 nt
Organism: Purpureocillium takamizusanense
Lineage: Eukaryota; Fungi; Ascomycota; Sordariomycetes; Hypocreales; Ophiocordycipitaceae
Exons: 2
Coding region: 123-1445 (440 amino acids)
Biological process (GO): positive regulation of DNA-templated transcription, elongation; regulation of transcription by RNA polymerase II
Cellular component (GO): nucleus; cyclin/CDK positive transcription elongation factor complex
Molecular function (GO): cyclin-dependent protein serine/threonine kinase activator activity
Source: RefSeq, a predicted model, not a curated record